AUGCCGGCCGUGCGCGUCUUGCCGUGGGUGUCAGUCCAGCCGAGCCUGUUCGACGUGAUUCACGAUGUGCGAUACGGCGUGCUUGGCACGCAUGGCAAGUACGAAGAUGUGUGGGCGACGGUGAGUCUCGCGGCCCAAGGCACCCAGGCACCAGGUCCAACGAGAGAACAUGGCACGUGGCGCGUGUCGCGAGACACGUCGCCAACACACGGUCGCGAUGCGGACGUGUGCAUAUCGUCGCAGACACAGUCGAUGCACAUCGAGUCGUCGCAUAGUGCAAGUCUCAUACCACUUUCGUGCCACGGAGCCGUCGAGCUGGCACCAACAUCCAUUCAUGUGGCGGCACACAGGGGGCAUGUGGCUGUGCGAACGGAGGCCGGCACCGCUAGUUCAUCAGCGCAGAUCCUUCGUCUUUCCCCGCUCAUGGACAAUGUACAGCGGUACGCCAUAGGUACAGCAGAUGGCGUGGUCUAUGCGGGUGUGUGGGAAGGCGCUGCAUCGCUGUCGACAGCGACAUCGCCAGAGGCAUGCACGCAAGUCGCUUGUCGUGGCCAUCAAGGCGACAUUACAAGUGUGCGUUUCUUUCCCAGCGCCCAAGUGAUACUGUCCACAUCGCUGGACAUGCGAGCACGGAUCUUUUCUGCAUUGGACGGCACGAACCCUCGCACACUCGAAGGACAUACACGAGCCGUGACGAGCAGUGCGAUCCUUGGGCGUGGACGCGAAGUAGCGACAGGCAGCUGGGAUGAGACUGUGCGUCUUUGGGACGUCGGGCAGAAUACGACCGUGUCAACGUGGCAUGUCCACGAUGGCGUGUGCGCCCUGGAAGUGCUAGAUGCAUACACAUCAACGCCCGAGGCGCGUCAUGGCGUGCUGUUGGCAGGGACCGACAGCGGGCGGCUGUGUGUGUGGGACGUGCGGGAACCGCCAAGAAAGACUGGCGUGGACGACGCGGCUGUGCCAGUUCCGCGCACACCUCUGUCACACACAGGUGCAGCAGCGAAUGCGCCUGUCCAUGCCAUGGACGUGCAUGCAACGUCGGUGCUUGUGGGCAUGGCCGAUGGCGUCUGUGCGAUGUACGAUAUGCGGCAGUGGACAGAGCCUGUGUACGCGUGGUGCCGGAACACGGCAAGCGUCACGGACGUGCGGAUCGAUCCGUCUGGCACCGCAGUCAUGUGUGCGACGAGUGAUGGAUUGCCCUACAGUUUGGAUCUGUCGACAUGGGCGCUGCCAAGAGUAUACUGGCUGGGAUACGGAGCGAACGACGGCCAUCGAGCGCGAUGCGUGGGGGCGCACGAUCGUGCUGGGUCAUGGCACAUAUGCAUUGUACGAUAA
Malassezia globosa CBS 7966 is the source of this 1335-nucleotide messenger RNA. RefSeq lists its product as uncharacterized. Gene Ontology annotation, molecular function: protein binding. NCBI's taxonomy places the organism in Eukaryota, Fungi, Basidiomycota, Malasseziomycetes, Malasseziales, Malasseziaceae. The coding region runs from base 1 to 1335 and encodes 444 amino acids. The transcript has a single exon. The record is from RefSeq and is a predicted model, not a curated record.